Cryptomeria japonica (Japanese cedar) is the source of this 2546-nucleotide messenger RNA. RefSeq lists its product as uncharacterized. The transcript is spliced from 14 exons. Gene Ontology annotation, cellular component: nucleolus; TRAMP complex. Bases 324 to 1928 code for a protein of 534 amino acids. Gene Ontology annotation, biological process: RNA 3'-end processing. The record is from RefSeq and is a predicted model, not a curated record. NCBI's taxonomy places the organism in Eukaryota, Viridiplantae, Streptophyta, Pinopsida, Cupressales, Cupressaceae. Gene Ontology annotation, molecular function: poly(A) RNA polymerase activity; mRNA binding.
AGUAUAAAUGGCCAGUGUACUCGCCUUUUAAAAAUGUUCUUGAAACUCCAAAAUACCUCAAGAUUAAAAGAAUCAGCAUCAGAAAGCUCAAAAUUCUUUUUCAAGUUUAGAAACCCUGAGAGUAAAUCUAAUUAAGCAGCAUUUAGUUCAAAAAUGCCUUUGGAACCCUAAACUUCUUCCAGAUCGAAGAAAUUAAGCAUCAUAAACUGUUUUGAAACCUAAGAAUACCUACCAGUUGAAAAAAUCAAGCAGCAGAAACUAUUAUGAAACCCUAGAGACACUGACAGACGAAAAUAUUUUCAUCCGCAGCAGCAAUCUCAGCAAUGGCAAUGGAAGAAAAUACUUUAUAUCUUUACAACGCACUUUCACCUCUCUUGGACUGUGAUUCGAUGUACGAGAGAUCUGCUUCUCCGGGGCUUUUGCUAGAUGAAGCAGCCGACGCGUCCCCAAUCAGCAAGAAGAAAAAAACUAGGAAAUGUGUUUCUGACAUAAAAUACGAAGACUUUGACGUCGAGGAAGAGCUGAGAUUCUUGAAAAAAUCUAACGACGUAUAUUCAGAACCUCCGCCGGUGCAGAUUUCUACAGUUUUUCGGCGAGAGAUAGUCGAUCCAUAUUGUAAUAUUAUUUCACAGGAGUCUAGCGACGGAGAGGUAGAAUAUUUGUCUCUAGAGGUCCAGAGUCCCGACCAGCUAAAGGAGGAUGUUAGUGCAGCUCAGCCAGUUACUCCUGUGUUGGCAUCGCAAGAUCAAAAUGACAAGGUUAUGGCAUUUCAAGAUUUUAUCUGGACCGAUGCGCACAGACGGAUAAGAAGCCCCGUGCUUUUGCUUCAUCAAGAAAUCAUGGACUUGUGCCAUUUUCUUUCCCCAACUCCAGAGGAGCAAGCAGCACGCAUAGCAGCAGUUGAACGUGUUUCAGGAGUCAUCAAAUAUAUAUGGCCUGAUUGCCAAGUGAAAGUGUUUGGAUCAUUCGGGACAGGGCUGUAUUUGCCCAGUAGUGACAUUGAUGUGGUGAUUUUGGAUUCUGAUGUUCAAGUUCCUCAAAAUGGAUUGCAAGCUCUUGCAAAAGCCUUGCUGCAAAAGUCUCUUGCAACUAAAAUUCAGGUGAUUGGGAAAGCAAGGGUACCAAUCGUCAAAUUUAUUGAGAAGAAAAGUAAUGUGGCAUUUGAUGUCAGUUUUGAUGUACAAAAUGGACCAGAGGCUGCAGAAUUCAUUAAGGAUGCAAUUGUGAAAAUUCCUCCUUUAAAGCCAUUAAGCUUUGUAUUGAAAAUAUUCUUGCAACAAAGAGAUCUUAAUGAGGUUUAUUCUGGUGGCAUUGGCUCCUAUGCUCUUCUUGUUAUGUUGAUAACACAUCUGCAGGUGCAUUGGAGGCAACACAGUUCCACAGACAGAUCUAUGAUUUUGGAAGAUAACCUAGGUAUUUUACUGAUUGAUUUUUUUGAUCUAUAUGGGCAUAAGUUGAAUGCAUGGGAUGUUGGGGUGUCUUGUAGAUCUGGUGGCCAGUUUUUUCCGAAGAGACUAAGAGGAUUCCGUAACUCAAAGCAGCCGCACCUUCUCUCUGUUGAAGAUCCACAAGCACCAGAAAAUGACAUCGGAAAGACUUCAUAUAAUAUUUAUAAGGUACGUGCAGCCUUUGUCAUGGCCCAUAGACAGCUGACAUAUAUUUCUGUGGAUGAUUUGGGAUCUCCUCAGCAUAGCAUUUUAGGCCGAAUAAUUCAAAUUGAUGCAAAGUUGUUGGAGAGGAAGGCUGGUUUUAUGAAAGUUCCUAAAAUGGAUAUCCUUUUAUCAAUUGCAACUGAAUUGGAUUCUGAUGGAGGAAGACAAGACUCUGUUAAAGAAAAACAAGGCAAUUUGUCAAACAAAUUUGAUAAUGAACCAUUAGCACUUGGGAGAGAGCUUCUUCAAGAAGUGCAUGGCAGCCCUCUGCCAUAAGGUAACUGAAAAUUAAACGGAAUGAAGAGCUGGAGAACAUAUAUGGGGAAACGAGACAGUCUGCAUAAUAAGAAUUGUAAUGUUAUGGAUAGCUUCGACUUUCAAGGACAAAACUUCCAUUCCAAGCAGACUAGGAGGCGGCGAGGUAAUUCUCAUCUAUCUUAUUUUAAGAUUCACAAUACUAAGAAAUGUAAUCAGAUGUUUGAUAAUGAAGCUCCAUUUGUGGCAUGGAUGGAAGAAAUCACAAUAAUCAACAGCUUUUAGUAAAACAGUAGAACUUAAGUGUUGAGGAAGUGCACUGGAUAACAAUUUUGGGGCAACAAGUGUUAUUAAUUCUCCUGAGCACAAAAGAUCAAGCACUUAUAGGCUUGAUGUUAUAUUUGUAUGUUGUAUAAUUUUGGCCAUUUUUUCAUGUAAUUGUGUUUGUUUUUCGAUAAUUUGAGUGCACUAUUUUCACUCGGUUCAUGUUAGUGGAAGUGCUAUAGUACAAAUUCAGCAAAUUUCUUGGUUUCUUAUACUCAAUAAAACUAUUAUAAUAAUGCCAGUCUAGCUCUGUUAAUAUGAAGACAACAGCAUUUUGAAUAUGAAGACGACAAAGCCAAAUUGUUUGAAAACUAA